UCAAUUCUGCAAGUGGUUCUGAUUUACUAUCGCUGUUCUCUAGCUGAUCUAAAACCGCUUUUGACUUAAAGGGACGCUUUUUGGACGCCAUGGACGUUUCUCAGUUUCCAGGUAGAAAGAACAGUAAAAAUGCAGGCAGGGCACAGGACAAAGCACUCGGGACAAAAUGUAUGUGAAAUGGUUUGAUACAUGAAUGUUAGUUUUUAAAAUUUUCAAAUUUCCCACCGGUUCUGGCCCCCGUACGUCCCGACGCUCGCAGGGACCGGAACCCAGAAGACGGAUGCCGGCAUCGGCCAGAGGAGAUGGCCGGGGACACUGCAGGGGGGAC
This is a messenger RNA of Staurois parvus, 328 nucleotides long. NCBI's taxonomy places the organism in Eukaryota, Metazoa, Chordata, Amphibia, Anura, Ranidae. The record is from the annotation of a GenBank genome assembly.